This is a messenger RNA of Thermochaetoides thermophila DSM 1495, 1713 nucleotides long. Its product is annotated as phospholipase C-like protein. NCBI's taxonomy places the organism in Eukaryota, Fungi, Ascomycota, Sordariomycetes, Sordariales, Chaetomiaceae. The transcript has a single exon. Gene Ontology annotation, molecular function: phosphoric diester hydrolase activity. Gene Ontology annotation, biological process: lipid metabolic process. The record is from RefSeq and is a predicted model, not a curated record. The coding region runs from base 1 to 1713 and encodes 570 amino acids.
AUGGGUGUCGUCAACUCCUGCCCCAUACCAUCCUCCUCCAUUCCACCAGUCCCUCCGACGCUGACAAUUCGCAACUUGACUGUCACACCGCUCCACCUAAUCGAAGUCGAACACCUCACUCGCCAUCACCAUCUCAUCCCUAAAUCCGACGCCCUAACCCGCAUCCCGUCGCGUAUAAGCCGGCACUCAACCGACAGCCGCCGUCGAGUAUCCCACGAUGCCCAACACAUGCACUACCGCGAAGCCGAUGGCUCAGUAGCUGCCACACCCUUCCUCCCUGACCACGACCACGACGCGAGGGCGGCUCAUCCCCUUGAUGUGGCGCUGCCCCCGUUCGGAGAAGCCCUCAUCCCUAUUCCUCCGCCAGCUUUGCAUGGCAGGCAUACACACCUCCGAAUGACGUUCCUCGAUCCGACGACUGGGAAGAGAUAUCAAGGCAUCAUCCCCGGCUCAGCGCAUAGGACAAUCGUCCUUCAACCUGCCCGCGCCCCAGAAGAUGAGCCUCAACCCCAGGGGGAGGAUGCUCACGAGUUUACGGCGAUAUACCUCCCCACACGUGGUUUCCUCGCCCUGUUCUCUAGCGCAAACCUCCCGUCCUGGAUGGGCACCCUCCCCGACCAUCUCCCGCUCUCAGCCCUAUCCAUCCCGGGGACACACAACUCCCCCACCUACCACGUCGCCCUGCCGAGUGUGCGCUGCCAGGCUGUUAGCAUCGAAUCUCAGUUGGUCAAUGGCGUGCGCUUUCUAGACGUGCGGGUCUCCUGUCCUAUCUUUUCCCCUCCCCCCGAAGGAUCUUCCGCUUCAGCGCAAGCGGCAGUGCCAGUACCCGAGUUAGCCCUAGUCCACGCCUUUUUCCCCGUGUCUUUAAUCCCCAACCCCCAAAAACACACUUUGCGUCACCUUCUGUCUAUCACGUACCACUUCCUUGAUCAGCACCCGACCGAAACCAUCCUCCUCUCUCUGAAAAGAGAAGGAACCGGCCUCGGCACGGACGCCGACCUCGCCCAGAUCCUCGUAACCUACUACAUCCCGCCUAACCGAUCCAAAUGGUACAUCUCCCCGCACAUUCCCACGCUAGGCGAAGCAAGGGGGAAGAUUGUUCUCGUGAGGAGGUUUAACUUACCACCCCCCUCAUCGCCCUGCCCCGCCUUGCUCGAAGAAGGGGGUGAACGCGGCUUAGGCAUUGACGCCUCCGUCUGGCCGGAUAACGUGCCCGACGGGAUGUGCGGGAGCGGGUUGGUGAGAAUCCAGGAUUGGUAUGGGGUUUGGAACACAUCAGAUAUACGGAAGAAGAUACAGUAUGCGCAGGAGGGGUUGGAGAGGGCCGCAGAGAGGGUGUUUGACAUGGAGCCCUUUUUGCCGCCAAAUCUUCCAUUGUUUGAUGGACAAGCCGAAAGCAGAUUGGCAAAUGGGGAUCCUGCUGUGCAACAGCGGCAACGGCCGGCUGCGCCGCCGUUUUACAUCAACUUUUUGAGUGCUAGUACGCUCUUCAACAUCAAUUGCUGGCCGGACAGGAUCGCUGUCAAGAUCAAUCCGUCUAUGAUUGAGUAUCUGUGUAUGGCUCACGGAGCACCAGGCAAAGGGCCUGGGGGAUUAUCUGUCGGCGAUGCGGCGACGGGCAUUGUUGUUACGGACUGGGUGGGGUAUCGCGGCGAUUGGGACUUGAUACGGUGCAUUGUGGGAUGGAACGCCAGGUUUGGAUUACAGAAAUAA